AUGGCGAAGAACAAAUCUGUUGAACUCCUUAACAAUGAGCUGCUCGACUUCCAUAUUAUGGCUCAUGAAGAACCUAUUUUCACUGCGUGUGGCUUAUUUUCACUUGAUAACUCCCUAAUGUUUUCGAUUAUCUCUCAGAUAACUACAUACUUAGUGAUCAUCUUUCAAAUGGCUAAAGGUGGUGGAACAACUGUCGAAUUGGCCAUGAAUGGAAAACCAUCAUAA
This is a messenger RNA of Nezara viridula (southern green stink bug), 225 nucleotides long. Lineage: Eukaryota; Metazoa; Arthropoda; Insecta; Hemiptera; Pentatomidae. The record is from the annotation of a GenBank genome assembly.